AAGUCAAAGAUUUAAUUAUUGAGUGGAUAGAAAAAAUUCCAGGCUUUGAGAGGGGAAUGGUAAACAAGUGGAGUAGUCCGUACACCUUAAAAUUCGAAGAUCAAAAUUCUGUGAAGCCUUUCCUGAUCGCUGCUUUGAAGGGAAAGAUAUUGAGCUUACAGAAGAAGAAAUAUUCAACAUAACUUUUGAGUUCAUGCUAAAAGGCCAAAAGUCAGUGUUAGGUCACCAAAUCGAGGAUAUGCUUAUUGGCUGCGAGUUUUCUGGAAAACCCGAACUUCACACCGAAAGCUGCUUAAAAUAUUUCGUUCCCUUGUAUGAUCCUCAUUUGGGAAACUGUUUUACGUUUGCUUCUGGAAAUGGAGAAAGACAGAAGCUGUUGGUCACAGAGCCAGAUGCCUGGCAAGAUGUUAAAGAUAUGGAUUUGGUGCUGAAUGUCGAGCACGACGAAUACUUGAGCCCGGGUAAAACAACUCCUGGGCUCAUCAUUUCGGUGCAUGAAGAUAUGUCUUACCCACACAUAUUUGCUCAUGGAAUGCACGUCUAUGCCGAUCAUUCCUACAAUUUAGCAGUCACAAAGAAUAGUGUUUAUUUACUGCCGAAGCCGUACAUGACGAAUUGCACAAAUUAUGAUGAUCUACCAUUUCAUUCACUGUCAAGUAUGGAACUAACCCCAAGGAUAUGCACGGUUGAAUGCUUACUGUAUCUGCAGCGGACGGGGUGUGACCAUCAUUAUGUGACAGACAACGUAGUUCUUUUUUCCCAGGACAUACCAUACGACUAUCACCAAAUUACAGAAGAAGACAAACAAUGUGCGAUGUCUUUAUCGAAAAAUUACAAAGAAUACUGCACUUCACUCUGCAGUGUACCCUGCCACGACACUCACUACUCUAUAAACAUAGAUUCUUCACCAACAUCGGAACACAAAAUAGUGGUAAAUGAGAAGGAUCUCGAAAAUUACAAAAAGAAAAGAGGUGAAGAAAAAGGGAUUUUUGUGGCAGACGUACGGAUUCAUUAUCAGACAAUGGAGCACCGUAUAUACAGACAUUCCCCUGAAUUCAAUACUGAAACCCUCUUCAGCUAUCUGGGAGGCAUCACAGGCGGCUGGCUCGGCAUAUCACUUCUGGAGUUCUGUGCCUUCAUCGAAGGCCUCUGCACAGUCCUAAUCUUCACACUGAGACCUUGCAAACCCAAGAAACGAGACAAAAAGCGAAGGAAGGCAAAAUCCCCCGUGAAAUCGUUCAGCAAACACAAGUGCAGUUGCGGCCGUGCCAUCAACAGCGAUAUCAUGUUUGGGUUUCCCAUUGCUCGCUCGGGACGCAUUGUCCAGGUUGUACCGUAUGGCUAUUAUUGAUGAGUGAGGCCCAAAACUGGCCGUGGUCACGACUUAAUGAAAAAAAAAAUGGUGAUUAAAACGUAUGUCAAUCGCCAUCCGAUCGCCACCUCGAUAAAAUAAGCCGAUGAUA
Messenger RNA from Uloborus diversus, 1463 nucleotides. Its product is annotated as amiloride-sensitive sodium channel subunit beta-2-like. Gene Ontology annotation, cellular component: membrane. Gene Ontology annotation, molecular function: sodium channel activity. The transcript is spliced from 12 exons. NCBI's taxonomy places the organism in Eukaryota, Metazoa, Arthropoda, Arachnida, Araneae, Uloboridae. Gene Ontology annotation, biological process: sodium ion transport. The record is from RefSeq and is a predicted model, not a curated record. The coding region runs from base 194 to 1351 and encodes 385 amino acids.